CUAUUUUAGCUAUCCUUGUGCUAUUUUUGUACAAGCAAAUCUUAAGUUGGAGUAAAUUUAGUCAAACCAUGUGCACGAAUGUCAUAUUGAAUUUUUACAAUGAGCAUCAUUUUGUCAUUAGAGGUUCUUACAAACUUGAGUAUUUCCGCUUUUUUCAACUAUAUAUAUAACCUUUGAGGUCAGAAGAUAAGCUUCAAAUUUCACUCCGGAAGGUGUACGAGCUGCGAGAUUGAAUUACAAGCUGAAAGUCGAAAAGAAACAUUUUGUAUUCAGUUCCACUCGAAAACACCAUUCGCUAUGUACAGAAUCAUUCUCCCGUUUGUCUUCGGCUUUUUUCAAGUACUAAACGCCAACAAUCCCUCAAAUAAUUGUAUAACGGCGUUCAUGAAAUGCGAAGAAGACGUGUUCAACUGUGCAAUUGAAUAUGGUCGAUUCUUAACUGCUUGUGACUUGCGCGUAACUCCAACAUCGACAAGAAACGACAAGAACUUGACCAGAUUCGUCGUGCCGCCGUUUCGUAAACCAUGUAACCACGAGUGUGUGAGAGCCAUCAGGAGAUUAAAACGUACGAAACGAGGCAAAGCACUGCAGAAGUGUGAUUGUCAUUUGGACGGGAAAUGUCUCAGCUUCAAAGCUCGCGUCGCGAAGUGUCUGAACACGACGACAAGGCAUCGUCCUACGAUCAGUUGCACUCUGGCGCUGUUGAACUGUUCACUAGAUCAAAAGUGCGCUUCGUUGCAGGAGCAAUUUCUUAGGGAUUGUCACCAUAUGAUCAAUGGUGUCCAGUGUGAAAAGAAAUGUCAGGAUAUACAACAAAGACUGUACAAGGAAGCUAAAAAUCUCGCGGACUGCGAAUGCGAUGGACCAACUGAGGCUUACUGCCGUGCUAUACGUGCACAUUCAAAACAAUUACGAUGUGAGCCAGGAAUGGACAGAAAUGGUACACCUGCAUUCACAUACAUUGAAGACACCAAAAUACACGGAGGAUCAGAAAUAAAGGAACCUACCAGAGCCGUUGGGAUUCGUCAAGGAUCGUCGCGGACGCUUUUGGCACUGCUUUUAAUGAUCUUUCUACUAUGAUCUGGUGUUUUCAGCCUGAAUUGUUUAGCUAGGUUGUCCCAGCAAUGUUUGUUUAGAUAUAAAUAUAUUUGUAAGUAUAGCAUUGUUAUUAACUAAUUGUUUCCUUUAGGACUCGUUAAUUAGUCUGCUGUUCUUUCGGGAUCAUAUGCCCACGAAAUGGAACUGGUUUUUCCAGCCUAGCUGUGCUCGAUCAUUCUCUUUCGUGAACUAUAUUUGUACAUAUUGGUAACAACCACGAAAGAAACAUGCCGAUCAAAGUGGAUCUCAGACUAGACAUUCAUGAAACAUAGGAACAUUCUUCCAUCGAAUUUUCAUCCACAAAUGAUGAUCGAUGGCGGUACUUGUUCGGCCCAAGCUGGAAGCUGUUCACGUUGUUACAUGCAACUGUGUUUAUACGCACCGAAAUGAUUUCUAACGACGAUUUGAUGCCGCAUAAGUGUGCGCAUUUGUACAAAACAUAUCUCUCAAAGGUGUUUUUCUACGCAAAACAUUUGCACAGCUUUUGAGAAGGGAGCCACACGAGCGUGUUGUAUAAUAACAGUGGCAUAUCUUCGAGGUCAUUCAUGAAUUUGCUCAGUGCAUCCAUGUGCUCGGACAUUUUCCGCUUAAAAUCGUCGUUAAAAAUCUGCAUUGAAAUACAUGAAAGUUUCUUUGAAAACAGCUUUUUAAUUGAAAUAUGUAAAGGAUACGAAGCUGUCGUGGUUUGUGUCUAGACAAACAGAAGGAAGUGCGUAAAAAUUUAGUUUUACGGUAAGGAAGAAGAACCUCCUUUGUUCAAAACAGAUUUCAAAGGUAAUGGUUCAUUCUUUUGAAUGUAAUUUAGACACGUUCUUCGACAGCUCUUGGUAGAAUUUACCUACGGCUUUACUCAUCCUUUUAGGAUACAGACUAUACCAGAAAGUGUGAACAUUUUUCUCAAAGCUUGAGUUUACUUUAUAUCUGUUUUGGUAUAAAAUUUCAUGACUGUACCGCCAUCGCUCUACAUAAACAAAGUGUAGAAAUAAUAUUUCAUGGUGUACUUAGUAGUUUGCAGCUAUUCACUAAAUCCUCGACUUUGUGUAAAUAUUACAAUAUUUUCCACUUAACAUGUGUGUAUUUCUCCGGAGAUCGGACCGAUAUGAUGCAAGAUAAUAGUAUUUCGUGUUGCACACUGAAGUAGUUAAUAGUUGAAGAUAAGAAAUUCUUCGAACAUAUAUGGCAAAAUCGUCUCUCUAAUAUAGUAAUGUCUAGAUUAAAGGCGUUUAAUUUUAGGGCCUACUUAUAAUUAGCCAGUAAAUAAACAAAUUCAU
This is a messenger RNA of Dendronephthya gigantea, 2369 nucleotides long. RefSeq names its product growth arrest-specific protein 1-like. The transcript has a single exon. Bases 298 to 1080 code for a protein of 260 amino acids. NCBI's taxonomy places the organism in Eukaryota, Metazoa, Cnidaria, Anthozoa, Malacalcyonacea, Nephtheidae. Gene Ontology annotation, biological process: regulation of cell cycle. The record is from RefSeq and is a predicted model, not a curated record.